AUGGUUAAUGGCACAUGCUCCAAAAGGUACCCGCGUCCCUUGUGCAAAGAAACACAAACUGCUGACGAUGGCUACCCCCAGUACCGCCGAAGGUCCCCUGCUGAUGGUGGUUUUACAAUCAACAUAAAGGGGGUAGACCUAGACAGUCGGUGGGUUGUGCCGUAUAAUCCUGUUCUGACACGUACCUUUCUAGCACAUAUUAACGUGGAGCUGUGUAAUUCUGUCAAGUCUAUAAAGUACAUUUGCAAAUAUGUAAACAAGGACAGUGAUCAAGCCGCUUUUAUUUUGGAAAAUGAGAGAGAUGAAGUGUCCAAUUAUGAAGCAGGCCUGUACAUCAGUAGUUCUGAAGCGGCAUGGCGUAUAUUUUGCUUCACAAUCCAUGAGCGAUAUCCUCCCGUAAUACAUUUAGCUGUACACCUUGAAAAUGUUAAAGGUCCUGCGAGCUUCGGUGUUCUUAAGAGGGUAUCUGGCAUUGUUCAUUCUACUUACAAGUCUGCGUGCAGAGCGUUAGGUUUACUUGAAGAUGACUAUCAUUGGGACAUCACUUUGGAAGAAGCUGCUGUGUCAGAGUCACCUAAACAAAUAAGAGAACUUUUCGCAGUAAUUUUGGUGUUGUGCCAAGUAUCGAACCCCUUGGUGCUCUGGGAGAAACACAAAGACAGUAUGUCAGAGGAUUUCAAGAGACGAUUAGAACGUGAACGUACAGGUGUACAACUUGAAUCAGACAACGUCUUUUACAACAAAUGCCUAUUCUCACUAGAACACUUGGUGACCCCAAUUUCUCAACAAACACUUGAGCAGUUCGGUCUUCCUUCUCCAAGUCCACUUUCCGACAGUUCUACAUUAAACCGUGAGCACUUAAAAGAACUGAGUUACAACAGUGUGCAUUUAUCUGAGUUUGUCACCGAAAACAUUCCAAAACUUAGCAAAGAUCAGAAAACAGUAUAUGAUGAAGUAAUGGUUAGCGUUGAGACGGAAGCUGGAAGACUGUUCUUUCUUGAAGCACCAGGUGGUACAGGAAAAACAUUUUUAAUCAAUUUAAUUCUGGCCACUGUUAGGAAAGAUAAGAACAUCGCUAUUGCCGUCGCUUCGUCAGGUAUAGCUGCGACGUUGUUGGAAGGAGGGAAGACGGCUCACUCUGCCUUCAAACUGCCUUUAUACUUAAACCACUCUGAAACCUCACUAUGUAAUAUAUCGAAACAAAGCGACAUAGCGGAGGUUCUCAAGAUGUGUAAACUGAUUAUUUGGGACGAGUGCACAAUGGCCCACAAGAGAGCAAUUGAAGCUUUAGAUAGGACUCUUCAGGACAUCAGAAGUAACAGAAAACUUAUGGGUGAAGUCACGCUUUUAAUGGCUGGAGACUUCGGACAGUCUUUGCCUGUUGUACCAAGAAGAACUCGAGCUGAUGAAGUAAAAGCCUGUGUGAAGAGAUCAUUUCUUUGGCCUAAAGUCCAAGUUUGUUCCUUGAAAAUCAAUAUGAGGGUUCAUCUUAAAGGCAGUUUAAAGGCAGGCGAGUUUUCAAGUUUACUUUUAGAGAUAGGUAAUGGAAAUUUGCCUGAAGAAAAUAGCGAAGUAAAUAUUCCAAAGGAUUUGUGUGAAGUAGUAUGUGAUUUGCAAAUAUUGAUUGAAAAAACUUAUGCAGAUUUAAAAAAUGUCGAAUUAAAAGACUUGUCUUGGUUUAAAGAAAGAGCUAUCCUUACACCUAAAAAUGACACUGCUGAAAGUAUUAAUAACCUAUUAUUGGAAAAACUGCCAUCUGAGAUUGUCCUUUACCAGUCGGUGGACUCUGUGGUGGAAAUAGAAGAUGCGGUAUACUACCCAGUAGAGUUCUUGCACACGCUUAAUCCUCCAGGCAUUCCACCACAUCAUCUUUACCUCAAAAUUGGAGCUCCAAUAAUGUUGCUUAGGAACCUAGUUCCACCUAAGCUUUGCAACGGAACUAGGCUACAAAUCAAAGCGUGGCGCAGACACGUCAUACAAGCCGUAAUAUACACUGGAUGUGGCCAGGGGGAAGAGGUUUUUAUCCCACGCAUUCCCUUAAUUCCAUCGGGAUUACCAUUUUUCAGUCUAAAAGACUACAGUUCCCUGUCAAACUCUGCUUUGCUAUGA
Molecule: messenger RNA, 2109 nt
Organism: Homalodisca vitripennis (glassy-winged sharpshooter)
Lineage: Eukaryota; Metazoa; Arthropoda; Insecta; Hemiptera; Cicadellidae
Exons: 2
Coding region: 1-2109 (702 amino acids)
Biological process (GO): DNA repair; telomere maintenance
Molecular function (GO): DNA helicase activity
Source: RefSeq, a predicted model, not a curated record